AUGGGGGACCAGCUCUUCUGCAAUAGGGCGCUCCCCUUCGUCCUUUGCUCGGCCCCAAAGCUGUUUACAGCUGUGGUGGACGCCUUAGCUUGGGCGAUGCAUUGUGAAGGGAUCCCGGACCUAAUCCAUUAUUUAGACAACUUCUUAUGGUCCCCUGGCUCCUCCAGCGAGUGUUGCCAUGCUCUGGAAGUCACUGUCCCCUUGUGUGAGAAACUAGGGUUGCCGGUGGCCCCUCACAAAGUUGUGGGUCCCGCAACCUCCUUGAUAUUCCUUGGUAUUGAGAUCAACUUGGUUUGUCAGGUGAUCAGGCUCCCAGUGGAUAAGCUGGCUCGGCUUAAACAGGCGCUUUGCAAAUGGGGCAAUAAGCAAGCUGCUACGAAGAGACAGCUCCAGUCACUGAUUGGUCACCUCAACCAUGCAGCGAAGGUGGUCAAGCCUGGUCGCCCCUUCCUCAGGGGCCUCAUCAAUACGAUGAAAAUCCCUCAGCAGCAGCACCACAAGGUUCGACUCUGUCGCCUGCCAGGGGAGAUAUUGUGUGGUGGCAACGUCUACUCACGUCCUAGAACGGGGUGUCUUUCUUUCUGUCUGGGUCCCAGCAAGGCUCUUCCUUUUUCCAAUGCUUCGGGACGUUGGAGUUGCAGUGCAUUCAUCGCCUCCUUGGGUGAGUGGUUUCAACUCUGGUGGCCAAGGUCCUGGUCCGAGGUUUCGAUCACCCCCAAAGAACUCGUCCUCAUUGUGGCCAGCCUGGCAGUAUGA
Messenger RNA from Amphimedon queenslandica, 756 nucleotides. RefSeq lists its product as uncharacterized. NCBI's taxonomy places the organism in Eukaryota, Metazoa, Porifera, Demospongiae, Haplosclerida, Niphatidae. The record is from RefSeq and is a predicted model, not a curated record. Bases 1 to 756 code for a protein of 251 amino acids. The transcript has a single exon.